Messenger RNA from Salvia splendens (bonfire salvia), 999 nucleotides. RefSeq lists its product as uncharacterized. The record is from RefSeq and is a predicted model, not a curated record. NCBI's taxonomy places the organism in Eukaryota, Viridiplantae, Streptophyta, Magnoliopsida, Lamiales, Lamiaceae. The transcript has 4 exons. Gene Ontology annotation, molecular function: nucleic acid binding. Bases 1 to 999 code for a protein of 332 amino acids.
AUGAGCACAAAGACAAAUUCCAGCUUGAUGCUGCCAAAGGUAAGAGAACUGUCAGUUCUUGAGAGAUCUAACAUCCGCAAGCUUGCUUAUAAACUUGAUGUAAGCAAGAGCACAGUUGGUAGGUUUGUGAAAGAACACAAACUAAGGCCACACACAAAUGCCAUAAAGCCUAUACUUACUUCUUCAAACAAAGUUGCCAGAAUGAGAUGGAGUCUAAGCCAUAUCCAACCACUCAUAGCCAAUGAUAUGCUAAAGUAUCACCCAAUGCACAAUGUGGUGCACAUAGAUGAAAAAUGGUUUUACAUGACUAAGACUUCAGAUAGGCCACAUUUUGCAGAAAAUGGGGAAGUCAUUUUUGAUGGAAAAGUAGGCAUAUUUCCAUUCACAACUAUGGAGCCAGCAAAGAGGAAGUCCAAGAACAUACCAAGAGGCACUCUGGAGAUAAAGCCAAUUCAAUCACUUAACAAGGAAGUGAUGAGAGCAUGCCUAAUUCAGAAUAUCAUACCAACAAUCAAGGAAAAAUGGCCAGAGAAUAUGAGCAAGGAGAUUUUCAUUCAACAAGACAAUGACAAGCCUCAUAUACACCACAAUGAUGCUGACUUUCUGUGCCAACAACCACAAUCCCCAGAUUGCAAUGUGUUGGAUUUGGGAUAUUUUAGAGCAAUCCAAUCUCUACAGGAUGAUAAGGUGGCUAAGGGAGUGGAUGAGUUGUUGAGGAAUGUGCAUAGCUCAUUUGAUGAGCUUAGCCCAUACACACUCAAUAAUGUUUUUCUUACUCUACAAGGUUGUCUAACUGAGAUUCUUAAGGUGCAAGGGUGCAAUAGCUACAAGACUCCACACAUGAAUAAAGAAAGGUUAGCAAGGAUGGGGACACUGCCAGAUGUAUUAGAGGUUGAAGAAGGAGUUGUGAAGGCUGCUGUGGCAUACCUCCAACUGCCAGAGCAUGAUGUGAGUACAAAUUAUGACAUCUCAGGUGUCACAGAAGCUGUAGGCUUCUAG